AUGCAUGCAGGCCUCAACAUCGUUCCUGCAACAAUUCCAAUUGGCACCCUGUUCUACCACGGAACUUGGAAAGAAGAAGCACCCUCUGGACCUGAAUGGGUGGCUACCGACCCUGAACACGCGUACCUCUUUUGUCGGGAGAUGCAAGACGACCAAGGAUGCUGGAUGCUCACUUUUGCUGUUACACGGCCCUUGAAGGUUCUGUACUUUGAUGGGAGCAGUGCAGCGAAGAUGCCCGGCGCUAUGGACUCGCAGGAUCUGAUCGUGUGGGGAGAGGUCAAGGACGAAUUCCUCAGGUUGUUCGAUGAGAAGUCGAGGAUUGAGGGACUUUGUGAGUGGGGAAGGAAGUAUGGCCUAGAUGGGUUUUUGAGGAUGGAGCCGGAUUUCGAAGUGAUGGUCUGCGACUUUACUGAUGCCCUUCAAGUCGCGUCUGCUUCUAACCUCAUACCUGGAUGGCGAUUCCCUAAAACCAAGGACCCCAAACCUCCCCCAAGACCGAGAUUCGACUACAACAGUUUCCGCGUCAUCGAGGCCGGCCACUGGCACAACCAUUUCCCUGGGGAGACAAGGGUACAGCUAGACGUGUCCCGUUUAAUCUCGUUCUACGACCGCGAUUUGUUCCCCAGUUUGGCGACGCGUCUCGACUCUGCACCGGCGAAUAGAUGGGGCCAUCGAGUGGGGAACUUGACGGAGGCAGAGUUGAAGACGUUGUUCUCGAGGUUGGACGAGGUGCUCGCUGGGGAGCCGCGGGGAAGUGGGGUGGAUUGGACGAGCAACUACAGGGUCGUGCUUCACCGCUAUGCUGACCGACUCGAAGUCGUGACGUAUCUGGUGAAUGACACCGUUUAUGAAACCACGAUGUCGUUUAGGGAGCGACGCACGAAGGUGCUGGAAGACACGCAUGAGUAUAUUGAGAGCAUGCUCGCUCCGUAUAUUCUCAAUGGCGUUGGACCUGGGAGAGAUGCGAGGCAGAGGAUUUCGCCCCACGAACACAAGUCGCGCUCCUGGGCCCUCCCGGUUUGGAAAAAGUGCGCUACUACUCACACCAAGGGCAUCUCACCUUCCUCACUGAACCGUUCGGAGAGACUAUUGCAUCGAACUGUCAACGAAGUCUUGUACGAGAUAUGCAGGGUCAUUGUGGGGAUUUGGGCUGAGGGAGUGGAGGACUUGGGUCUUGGAAAGACCGUUGGAGGCCUUGAAGGACCAACGCUCGACGAAUACGACACGCAGGAAUUGGAAACUAUAAGGUCUAAAUGGCGGAGACAGGUCGUCACCUUGGUGAAUUGGUUAGAUUGGAGUGUUUGGGUCAAGUGCCAUCCUGCAUGUAGUUUCGAGGAAACGUGUUAUCUCCGGACAUGGCCAUGGCUUCCGAGGUUGAACUUCCCUGCACCACCACCGAAGAAUGACUCUGAUCACGAGCACCAUGAUCUGAGAUCUGCAGUCUGGGGUGAGCUACGAGAGGAGUGGCGGGCUUAUGCAGACGGGGAGGCGCCUGAUGACGAGGACGAGAGGGUCCUACCGAAAUGUAUUCGACGAAUAGAACCCCUAGAAGCACCAUGA
Coprinopsis cinerea okayama7#130 is the source of this 1560-nucleotide messenger RNA. RefSeq lists its product as hypothetical. NCBI's taxonomy places the organism in Eukaryota, Fungi, Basidiomycota, Agaricomycetes, Agaricales, Psathyrellaceae. The record is from RefSeq and is a predicted model, not a curated record. Bases 1 to 1560 code for a protein of 519 amino acids. The transcript is spliced from 3 exons.